Panicum virgatum (switchgrass) is the source of this 5267-nucleotide messenger RNA. Its product is annotated as lysine-specific demethylase JMJ703-like. NCBI's taxonomy places the organism in Eukaryota, Viridiplantae, Streptophyta, Magnoliopsida, Poales, Poaceae. Gene Ontology annotation, biological process: chromatin remodeling. The record is from RefSeq and is a predicted model, not a curated record. The transcript has 15 exons. The coding region runs from base 856 to 4464 and encodes 1202 amino acids. Gene Ontology annotation, molecular function: histone H3K4me/H3K4me2/H3K4me3 demethylase activity. Gene Ontology annotation, cellular component: nucleus.
CUGGCUGGUGGACGGCUGUUUUCGGCUUGGGCUGCCCAGCAGGCCAGCACAGCCGUUCCCGUUUUCGGCUGGCCCACUGCCCAACAUUAGCAGCCCCGGUCGCCGUGUUACGCUCCCUCUCCCAUCCUCCGCCGCCGUCAUUCCCGUCGUCGCCGUGCGAGGCAUCGGCGUCCCUCCGUCGUUGGGGCCGCCUGGAGCGCUCAGAUCCAGCCGGGUCCGGGCGGUUCCUCGCUGUUGCGGACCGAAUCCCCCACCGCCGGCUACCUCAAGCUCCACCCGCUCCUCGGUCUCCUGUGCCGCCGGCCUCCUCCUCGGGCUCCACCCGCUUGUCGCCUGCGCCGCCACCGGCCUCCUCCCGCAGGCGCUCGCGACCGCCCUCCUCGCUGCGGCCGGCGCGCUGUCCGUGGGCGCCGCCGCUGCGAUUGACCACGAGGACGUCGGGUGGGCGGCGGUCGCUGCGCUCGGUUCCGCGGGGCGCUGCUGGGUGCCGUCUUCCCCGCGCCGUACUGCGGCCGUGGGAGGUCGUUGCUGCAGUACCCCCUCGGGUAGGUCAGUGGAUUGGGGAAAGUUAGGGUUUCUCAUACGUCAUGACCAAGAAUACUACUCUAAGUUAAAGGGAAAGGAUACCGAGAGAUUUGAAAAACAUAGAUAGAUAUUGUACAAUGUGUCCAUUACCUGAAAGAAAAGGGAUCGUGGAAGCUAAAGAAAAGAAAUUUUCUCUUGCCAUUAGUCUUUCUUGAGAUAAUAUUCAAAUUGUGAGACUGGAGUUGAAGACACCAGGAGUUACGUCAAGAGCUUGAAGAAAAGAUCUCUCUGGUCCAAGACGUUGGAAGAAUACUGGGAACAGAGUGCAUUAUGGCCACAGUGAAGGAGGAUCCUGAACUCUCAUUUCCACCUGGAUUUGGACCUUUUGUUGGCCUUGCAUUGCAGGGUACCCAAAACAAUGUCAAACCUGGUGGUACUCAUUCUAGUUCAGUGCAAGUAGCACAGAGCAUUGAAAAAGAUGUCAAAGUUUUGGAACCCAAUUCAGCGCAUUGUAGGAGUGGCACACCUGCCAGUACUUCUGGGAGCCAUAGUUGCAGGAAAUCACUUCGUAACAGGCCUCCAAUAGACUAUAGCAUCUAUGACCUUACCUCAGAUGAAGAAUCUGAAAUUGAGUCAGCAGAAAAGGGAGUAAGAUCAAUGAGACGUAGGCAACAAUUACCAAAAGGAGUCCUUCGAGGCUGUACAGAAUGUGCUGAUUGUCAAAAGGUUGUUGCAAGGUGGAAUCCAUCUGGUGCUCGCAGGCCUGUUCUUGAGGAGGCUCCUGUUUACUAUCCAUCCGAGGAGGAAUUCAAGGACACCUUAAAAUACAUUGAGAGUAUACGGCCUACGGCAGAACAAUAUGGAAUUUGUCGCAUUGUUCCACCACCUUCAUGGAAGCCUCCAUGUCUUCUUAAAGAGAAGAACAAAUGGGAAUGCUCAAAAUUUUCUACUCGAGUACAGAAGGUCGACAAGCUCCAAAACCGUAAAUCAUCCAAGAAGAGCAAAGGAGGUGGGAUGAUGAAGCGGAGAAAGGUUUCAGAGCCGGAAGAUAUUGCUAGCAUUAAUCACAAUCAAACUGGGAUGCAUCAAAGCCCAGAGAGGUUUGGAUUUGAACCAGGACCAGAGUUUACACUACAAGCAUUUAAGAAGUAUGCGGAUGACUUCAGUGAUCAGUAUUUUAACAAAGAUGCAUGUGGGGACUCACCACCAUCAGUGGAAGAUAUUGAAGGCGAGUAUUGGCGCAUAGUUGAAAGUCCCACUGAAGAGAUAGAGGUAAUAUAUGGCGCCGAUUUGGAGACUGGAACUUUUGGUAGUGGUUUUCCAAAGUUCUCUCCUGAAGUAAAAUCUGAUGGUGAGCAUAAGUAUGCAGAAUCUGGUUGGAAUCUAAACAAUUUGCCUAGACUGCAAGGUUCAGUUCUAUCGUUCGAGGGUGGUGACAUCUCUGGUGUUUUGAUCCCUUGGGUAUAUGUCGGCAUGUGCUUUUCAUCAUUCUGCUGGCAUGUUGAAGACCAUCAUUUGUACUCUCUGAACUACAUGCAUUGGGGUGCUCCAAAGAUGUGGUACGGAGUUCCAGGAAAGGAUGCCGUGAAUUUGGAGGUAGCGAUGAGGAAACAUCUACCAGACUUGUUUGAGGAGCAGCCUGAUUUGCUUCACAAUCUGGUUACUCAAUUUUCUCCAUCAUUGCUUAAAUCUGAAGGAGUACCGGUCUACCGAUGUGUUCAGCAUGAGGGAGAGUUUGUCCUGACAUUCCCACGGGCAUACCAUGCUGGUUUCAAUUGUGGUUUCAAUUGUGCGGAAGCUGUUAAUGUGGCACCGAUAGAUUGGUUACCAAUUGGGCAGGAUGCUGUUGAGCUUUAUCGUGAACAAGCCCGGAAAAUAACUAUUUCACAUGAUAAGCUGUUACUUGGGGCUGCAAAAGAAGCAAUAAGAGCUCAGUGGGACAUUCUUUUCCUCAAGAGAAAUACUGCUGAUAACUUGAGGUGGAAAAGCAUGUGUGGACCUGACAGCAUCAUAUGCAAGUCACUUAAGGCAAGAAUCGAGAUGGAGUUGGCUCAAAGAAAGGAUAUAUGCUCUACAUCUCAAUGUAGAAAAAUAGAUGCUGAAUAUGAUUCUGCAGAUAGGGAGUGUGCAUUUUGCUACUAUGAUCUGCAUCUUUCUGCCUGUGGUUGUCCAUGUUCCCCAGAGAAAUAUACUUGCCUUGUACAUGCGAAGCAGCUUUGCUCAUGUGACUGGAGUAAAAGACUUUUCCUAUUCCGUUAUGAUGUCAAUGAACUAAAUAUCUUAGCUGAUGCUUUGGGUGGGAAGUUAAGUGCUAUUCACAGGUGGGGUGUCUCUCAUCUUGGAUUAAGUUUGAGCUCAUGUGUUAAACGGGAAAAGGAGCAAGAUCUGAAGACUCUUCGGAGAGCAACUGAUGGCCCCAGAAGGUCCUACAUGACACAUGCAUCAACAGUAUCAUUGUCAUCUUCACUGGUUUGCAAUGAACAGAAAAGCUGUGGAAAUAAGAUGCUGAACUCAGCUUGUUCGGAAAUGAGUACUGCUGAUCCUUCUGCAGAUCAACUAAAGUUGGGAAAUGUUUCACCACAAAAGGAGCCAUGGGUGAAGAAUGAUUUAGCAUGUACACUAAAUACUGGUGCCAGCCAAUUACAGUAUAAUGGAGGGCCUGGAGGUGACAAAAACACAGCACCAAGUUUGUCAGUUCGUGCUGGUCAAUCAUCUUCCAAUGUUGGGACAAGGUCCUUAAGCACUUCUGGUGAAUACAAUAAAAAUGCAUACAGCUCUCUGCCAGUAAUGGUUGAUCAUAGAAGCAAUAUGAAGCCUAGUUCAGAAAGCUCGAUCAAUUCCCAUGGGUUAAUGACAUCUAACACUAAUGCAUCUCCGUGUUACUCUUACAAGGAUAAAAUACACAUAACACCAGAGACUAAUGCAUCAGUGAUGACGGAGAAAGAUAGCAAUCAGAUUCGUGCUGCAUCAAGUCAGCACUUUGUGAGGACUAUUUCAAGAGCACAAACUGUCUCUCAGGAAGCAUCAGUUAGUGUGUUUGCUUCAAAGCCACUUCCAGGUCCUUCACUUGUGAAAAAUACAUAUGGAGGUUUUAGUUCAAGCAGUGCCCAUCUUGGUCAUCCAAAUUUUUGUAAUCAGCAACCAAAUGAUGGGUGCCUUCAAAGAAAAUCUGAAUCUUUAUCUGGUCGGGAAAUUCGGGGGAAUUCACCUUUAUUUGUGCAACCUGGUUUAGAAAAUGGAAGUCCACAGAAGGGUCUUCGCAUAGCCAAUGUUGUGCAUCGAUUCAAGAGCUCAGUUGAACUUUUGGAAAUCGGUGUUGUUCUAUCUGGGAGGUUGUGGUCCUCAAGCCAAGCAAUUUUCCCAAAAGGGUUCAGAAGCAGAGUGAAAUACUUCAGCAUUAUGGAUCCAACACAAAUGACUUACUACAUAUCUGAAAUAUUAGAUGCUGGACUGCAGGGACCUCUGUUUAUGGUGACUAUAGAAAACUGUCCAGGCGAAGUUUUUAUCAAUGUCUCUCCUACCAAGUGCUGGAGCAUGGUCCGUGAGAAGCUGAAUAUGGAAAUACGGAAGCAACUCAGCAUGGGAAGAGCUAACCUUCCUACACUACAGCCUCCAGGAUCAGUUGAUGGUCUUGAAAUGUUUGGGUUGCUGUCACCUGUAAUAGUUCAGGCAAUCGAGGUGCAGGAUAGAGAUCGGAUCUGCACAGAGUAUUGGAGGUCCAGGCCCCGUGUUGUUGCUGGAGACAGUGGCAGUCAGCAUAUGCUGCCACCUCAGGGUCCGCCGCACAUUGCGCUUCUGAGGGGGCUGUUCCAGCGUGCCAGCCGCGAUGAGCUGCGAGCCCUGCAGAGUCUACUGACGAGCAAUAGCAGUCUGGAUGAGAGCUCCAGGCAACAGGCUGCCCAAGUCCUGGACGAUGAGAUUGCCAAGCAGUGGCGCUGACGAACCAAAAUAGGACAUCUAAUCUCUUGACUGCGUGAAAUUUUUGGGAUGGGACCAAGCAGUGCGGAUGCAAAGUGAUGACGUGCGCACGUUGCUAGACUUAUCGUCGCCUAGAAGGCUCUUGUCUGAUCCUAUCCAUCCAUGGCCUCCUUCAGGGCCGGCCCUGGAGCAGUGCAGGUGUGUGUGCCGCCAGAUUUCUUUGGAUAGCAUGCUUACUAAAGGUUGCUUCUUUGGUUGUGACAUGUCAGGCUUAAUCAAUUCUGCAAGAUACUUUCACACUGGUAGAAUCUGUUUUCCAGUUUAUCAGGAUCCGCUGUAGUUGAUUUAGCGUACAAUCGAAAAAUCUUCAGAUUUGUUCAGAAACCUAAGACGAGGGAGAAAAAAUUCUCAGUUUCAUCUAAUGAUGAUAGAUGAUGAUAGAUAGUGCAGUAUAGCCAGAACAAGGUGUUGCAUAAUAUAAACCCUGGGAAGAAAGGGAGUCUGGUCGAUACAUCUUUUUCUGCUCCUUUUCUAUAUGUAUGUACAUCAACUAUGGAGUUUUACCCAAUGAGCUGAUGAAAAUCCAGUCAAGUUCUAGUUCCUUGAGUGUGUCCGGGCUGAUGUAAUAGGAUGCUGGUGUUUGAAAUGUGUCAUUGCUGCAUGAUCCUGAAAGCAGCCUUAUUUGGUUAAGAUGGGCAGCCUCUCUCCUGCCCAGUUCUUUCCAAAAAAAAAAAGAAGUGAAGAAGAAAGAAAGAUGGGUAGCCUCAUAACUGUGCUUAUUCUUUUAUCGUGGAAUCAGUAUAUAUCUUUCGUUGCAGUUUUAA